AUUCCCCUACAGAGGUUACGCUAAUUAAGUGACACGGACGAAUGCUCCCCAAAAAGUUCAUAUAUAAAGACUUAUUGAUUCUUACAGAUAACUAUUUGGAAUAAAUGAUACAAACUAUUUACAUUAACUAAAACUAGUUUGAAAAUAUGAGAGGAAGUUAUACUGUUUAUACAAUUGGACAGGAUGAUUCUAAUGAUAACAACAAUGAUUCAAAUGCUGCUAAAUUAAACAAAGACUUAAAGGAGUUUAAGCAUUUGGAUACAGGGUGGUCUUAUAUGUUACUAUUUGCCAGUUUUGGAACCUGCUGCUUAAUUGGAGCUAAUAAUUACGGAACAGGGAUCAUCCACAAAAUACUGCUGGAAAGAUACAAUGAAAGUGUAGUUUUAACAUCGUGGUCUGGAUCGCUACAGUUAGCCUUGAUGUGUCUGUCAGCUCCCCUGUCAAGUGCAGUAAUAGACAAGUAUAGCUGUCGGAUGUCUGUGAUUUUGUCAGGUAUUCUGUUUGUCUGUGGAUAUUGGGCAACUACGUUCGCACCAAACAUGAAAGUAGCAAUACUUACGUGUGGAGUAUCUGCAGGGAUUGCUGCAGGGUUGGGUUAUACCGCAAGUAUAGUUGCCAUCGGAUUCAACUUUAGAAAGAGAAAACAUAUUGCAUUAGGAAUAACCUUGUCCGGAAUGGGCGCUGGAAUCUUUGCGUUUGCUCCCCUUAUGGAUUUGGCACAUUCACACUAUGGACCAACUGGCUUUUUCAUUGUCAUGGCAACAAUAUCAGCAAAUGUUAUUACUUUCGGCACUCUCUAUUUUCCUAGUUCACUAGAAAUAUAUACACAUAAACAGCGUGACAUAGACUCUGAAUCGGCAAAUAAAGAUAAACAACUUGUCGGAAUUUUAAAAAUGUAUUCCCAGUCGGUUGUUAAGAAACCUAUAGUUCUACUAUCUAUAGCUAUGUUUGCCUUUUGUGGUGGCACAGACUUGAUAUUUCUAAAUUUACCGACUUUUGUAGUAUCUAAAGGGUUUACAUCCAUUCAAGCAGCAUUAUUUGUAUCUUUAAAUGGAAUAUUGUCUGUUGUUGGACGUUUCAUUACAGGCCUUCUGGCAAGUUUUAAGAAAGUCAAUGUAAUUUGGUUGUAUUCUGGCUGUUUAAGCAUAGUUGCCGUAGCCACAGUGAUAUAUCCGUUCAUUGCGAACUACUUUAUAGGUCAUAUUUUGUUUAAUUUAAUUUUAGGAAUUUUCUUUGGCAGUGGUUAUGUGCUAGUUUCUCCUAUGUGUUCAUAUUUUGUUGACAUUCAAUUUUCAUCAGCGGCUAUUGGUUUUGUGUUAUUCUUCGGAGGAGCUGGCUCCCUUGUUGGACCAAUGUUUGCAGGCGUUUUACUUGACAACAGUGGUACUUACGACCAAUGCCUUUACUCUGCAGGAUGUUUGGUUUUUACGGCAUCUGUUUUGGGCAUAUUUACAUCAUGUUACCGGCGAAAAGAAAGACAAACUUUCAACGAAGCUGACUCUGUAUGCCUCAGCUACUGUCCCAAAUAAGUUUAAUAAACAAAUAAUGAUGUAUAUGUUUUCUUUAUUUUACAUGUAGAUACUAGUAUUUAACUAACAGAAAUUGCACAUGAAAGCAUAAA
Messenger RNA from Mercenaria mercenaria, 1621 nucleotides. RefSeq names its product monocarboxylate transporter 9-like. Gene Ontology annotation, biological process: monocarboxylic acid transport; transmembrane transport. Gene Ontology annotation, molecular function: monocarboxylic acid transmembrane transporter activity. NCBI's taxonomy places the organism in Eukaryota, Metazoa, Mollusca, Bivalvia, Venerida, Veneridae. The record is from RefSeq and is a predicted model, not a curated record. Bases 147 to 1529 code for a protein of 460 amino acids. The transcript has 5 exons.